Python bivittatus (Burmese python) is the source of this 1876-nucleotide messenger RNA. RefSeq names its product SS18 subunit of BAF chromatin remodeling complex (gene SS18). Gene Ontology annotation, biological process: positive regulation of transcription by RNA polymerase II. Gene Ontology annotation, molecular function: transcription coactivator activity. NCBI's taxonomy places the organism in Eukaryota, Metazoa, Chordata, Lepidosauria, Squamata, Pythonidae. Gene Ontology annotation, cellular component: nucleus. The record is from RefSeq and is a predicted model, not a curated record.
GCAGGAAAUGGCUCGACCCAACGGGUAACUGCUUCCUCCUUCAAGUCGCCCGUCUUUUCUAGAGAUUUUCUUGACUGCCGCUGCGUGAGAGGCCGGAGGGGCGUCGAGGAGGGAGUCGCGGUGCGCGCUGAGGCGUCUUCAGGCGGGGCCCAAGAUGUCGGUGGCGUUCGCAGCCCCCAGGCAGCGGGGCAAAGGCGAGAUAACGCCGGCUGCCAUCCAGAAGAUGUUGGAUGAAAAUAAUCACCUUAUUCAGUGUAUAAUGGACUACCAGAAUAAAGGCAAAACUUCGGAAUGCUCUCAGUAUCAGCAAUUGUUGCAUACAAAUUUGGUCUACCUAGCCACAAUAGCAGACUCCAAUCAAAACAUGCAGUCUAUAUUGCCACCACCACCCACACAGAAUAUGCCAAUGGGUCCUGGAGGAAUGAAUCAGAGCGGCCCUCCCCCACCUCCACGUUCUCACAAUAUGAGUUCAGAUGGUAUGGUAGGUGGGGGCCCUCCUGCACCACACAUGCAGAACCAGAUGAACGGCCAGAUGCCUGGACCUAACCACAUGCCUAUACAGGGACCUGGACCAAGCCAGCUCAGCAUGACAAACAACUCCAUGAGCAUACCUUCAAAUAGUCAUGGAUCAAUGGGAGGCUAUAAUCAUUCAGUGCCAUCUUCACAAAGUAUACCUGGACAGAGUCAGAUGACAAUAAGCCAAGGACAACCUAUGGCCAGCUAUGGUCCCAGGCCAAAUAUAAACAUGCCGCCAAAUCAAGGUCCAAUGAUGCACCAGCAACCGCCUUCUCAACAGUAUAAUAUGCCCCAGGGAGGGGGACAGCAUUAUCAGGGACAGCAGCCACCAAUGGGAAUGAUGAGCCAAGUUAAUCAAGGAAACCAUAUGAUGGGGCAGAGGCAGAUUCCUCCAUACAGACCUCCACAGCAAGGCCCACCACAGCAGUACUCAGGCCAGGAAGACUAUUAUGGGGACCAAUACAGUCAUGGUGGACAGGGUCCUCCAGAAGGCAUGAACCAGCAAUAUUACCCUGAUGGUCAUAGUGAUUACGGUUAUCAGCAACCGUCGUAUCCUGAACAAGGCUACGAUAGGCCUUAUGAGGAUUCCUCCCAACAUUACUACGAAGGAGGAAAUGCUCAAUAUGCCCAGCAGCAAGAUGCAUACCAAGCCCCACCUCAACAGCCAGGCUAUCAACAGCAACAGUACCCAGGUCAGCAGGGUUAUCCUGGACAACAGCAAGGUUAUGGUCCCUCUCAAAGUGCUGCAGGACCUCAGUAUUCCAAUUAUCCUCAAGGACAAGGUCAACAAUAUGGAGGAUAUAGACCUACGCAGCCUGGCCCUCCACAGCCCCCACAACAAAGGCCUUAUGGAUAUGACCAGGUACAGUUCUUGAAAUUACUUUUUUUGUAUGUGUAUUUAAAUGUUUACAGUUCAAAUGCUAUCCAUUUAAGUAUGUUUAUGCAUUUCAUCUAAAACAGUUUUAAAUAAGAGGUAAAAUCAAAUGACAUAUGUAUACCAUUGUGCAAGUUCUUUGUUUUUCAGGUGGCCAAACACUGAAAUUGUUUUUCCAAGCUAAUAGGCGUGUUCAUCUGCAUGGGUCGAUGAAUUGCAAUAUUCUGACUCUCUAGGUAGAUCCAAAGCAAAGAUUAUGAUUAGUAGAGAAGAUUCUUGAUAGUGCCAGCUGGUUCCAUCACUGCUUAUAUGAUCCAUAAUUUACUUUUGGUUUGUUUCACUGUCAGCCGCAGGCAAAAAUCACAUGCACAGUGAAGUAUGCUUUAAACAAGCCAGCACAGAGAAAUACAUGGGUGACAGGGAGGAGCCAACUGGCACAAUCAAAUUACUUGAUUACUCACCAUAACAUUUUUAAAAAAUAUUUUU